This is a messenger RNA of Caenorhabditis sp. 36 PRJEB53466, 8709 nucleotides long. The record is from the annotation of a GenBank genome assembly. NCBI's taxonomy places the organism in Eukaryota, Metazoa, Nematoda, Chromadorea, Rhabditida, Rhabditidae.
AUGGUAUUUGGUCAGCCAACGUGGACCUCGGCAAGUGUGAUCCGUUUAAUUCGCUUCCAAAAGAGGUACGCCACAGACAGAAAAGGACACAAAGAAAGAAUGCGGAUUUUCAGAGGUUUCUAGGUUCUAGGGCCAUUACGUGAUUGUUAGAGAGGGUAAUGAAUUCAUAGAAUUUUAAAAGACAACUUCCUGGAUUUACUGCAUGAAAACAUUGCAAGCAGAUGUAGAAUAAAAUACGAAUCAAUUUGUGCAGAAUAAAAGGGAAGAGGACGAGGUUAAUUAGAAGCGGAAGUUGUUUAUGAAGCUAAGAACCAAAAAAUAAGAAGAUAGCAAGCAUGCAAUUGUAUUACUUAUAUAAAAAGAGAAUUAGGUUUUCUGCCUCGUAGUAUGAACGCAUGCGAAUGAUCAGUUGUAGCGCUUCUAUUAUCCCGUUUUCUUUUUAAUAUGUCCUUCUAAUCCCACAAUCGCACCCGGAAAAAUAAGAAAGAGUUGGAGAUAAAGAUUAAAAAGUACAACUAUCAGAGACGCUUUUCCCGGAAUCGUUCAUAUUCAGAUUUUCAUCGAAGCUCGCGAAAACGGCACUGGGUACCGACAGGAUCUUGUUCUGAACUGGGACGUGACAGCUCCCAAGUUCACAAUCACCGCAAUUCGUCCAUAUUUUACUAAGGACAGUGAACAUGUGAUUCUUCUUGUAAGUCGCAUUCCCGGAAAACAUAUUUAUUCUACAUGCAUUUCUUUUGGAGCGUCUACACUCUGAAAAGCUGGCACGAGGGGGUGUUGUUGCUUUUGAAAUGACGUUCAAUUCUUAUAUAGUCUGACUAGGGGCAUGGCCCUACCGUAGUUCUUUUAGCUUGAUCUCGCGUUCUAGUCAUUCAGAUACAUGCGUACCCAGACACCAGUCGGUGUUUGAUCGCUCAUCUGCCUAUAGGCAUGCUUUUUCAUUGUGCGCGGAGUCAGGAAGUGAAAAUCUAAAGUAAUUUGGCUGCCAUUUCGAUCCAGACCACCAAAGGCGUUUAGGUUCACGUGCUGGAGCGGUGGUGUCGAAACAAAACACGGUCUCGACCGCGCACGUCAUCUGCGAAAAAAAAAUGUCAAUUCAAUUUGCGUGCCAGCGCACUAGUGGUAUGGGCAUUGUAUUGUGACGGAACAUAAAGAAGAGCUCAGAAAUGGAAGGGGGUCCGAAAGAAAUGAGUUUAAAAUGUUUCCAGGUUGACGGAGAUGGUAUUUCUCAAGGAAACGUCAGCAUUCUGCUCAGAUGUAUUUCCGAAAAGACUGCCGAAAUGCAAACGAAAGAAGUGAAAGUUAACUCAAAAAUCGGAGAAGCGCUCAAAAUUGGAAUUCCGGAGGAGUGGCGAGCGGGCGUGAGCGUCAUUCGAGUCAUUGUGAGCCGACAACAAAUUAGUCUGGAAUCGAGUUGAAUUUUGAAUGAAUUCCAGGCAAAGCGACUCAUUGAAAACGGAUACAGUAACGAGACGAUGCUCUACAUCCCAAACCUCAGCAACACUUCUCUCAGCUCCUCGUUGAUCAACCCGGAAGAGACGAAACCGUACUACAGAGACGGUGAAAUUAUGAAUGUUCUGGUCAAAAACACAGAUAUGGAAUUGAACUUUGUGGUGAGUCAGUUAUGAAACCAACGUCUUUGCAGUUGCGUAAAGCUAUUUAAAAGGAUUUCCAGAAAUCCUUAUAAUCAGAAAAAGGUUAGAGAGCGUUGAGCGAAAUGAAUAACAAGGAAAUAAUGGGGAUUCAUCUAUAAUUGAAAAUCCAAAUUUCAAAGAUUUUGGGUGGUCUUCUGCUAACCAGGAAGCCAUAAAAGGCUCUGCUUCCUACUAGGUUUCUGCUUUUAGUUUGAAGAUAAUUGAGUCUGGGCCCGUUUUUCCAAGAAAAUUGCUUUUAGGAGGUACCAGUCCAAAUUUUUGAGAUCUUUUUGCAGACCUGGAAAGCUCCAAGAAGUGAACAAGCUUUUGUUGUUUUUUUGGGCCAGAACCACAAGAAAAGGGUAAAGGAAUUGAAUUAAGAGCACUUUCGAGGAACCUAAUCGACCCCAAUGUUAUCUGUUUUUCAGGAUCGGCAAGAAAAUUAAAUUUUUUAUAGGGCCUAAGAAAACGGACAAAAUUAAUAGUUAGAAUGAAGACCAUGGAUUAUGAUAGGGAGCAUCGAAAAAAAGCGGAACUGGAAGAAAAUGGGGGAUUUUGGUGUUACUUAUGUAGGCGGUGAAAAUAAAUGUGGACAGCAAUGGAGAGAUCUUCGUCUUAUGAAGAAAAAAGGCUUAGAGGAUAUUUCCUUGAAAUCUUGAAAUCGAGAGGCUAAUUGAAAUGCUACCUUGUCUGGAAAAUUUGUAAGCGAUUUCAAUCCGGAUCAUCCCCCACAUCACCGGCCGGUGCAUCAUGCUCUCAAAAUGAUGAUACGGGCUGCAUAGAAAUGUUAUAUAGAAACAUAUUCACUUUGAGAACGUUCCUAUCCCAUCUAUUUAUAGUUGUUUCAUCCGGAAGUGAGAAGAACUCAUAAUUUCUGUUAUUCGAUUAAAGAAACAAAGUUCGGAUCUAUCCGUUACCCAUUAAAAAUAUACUCUUCCAUUCAUAACAAGUGAUCACAUACGGAAUGUUCAAUUUUGUUGUACUUUCGAGGACCUAAUGGCGACUACGGUAACCGCUUACGCAUGACGUGAAUUUUUAUCUGCUUUCAAGGGUAGAAUGGUUUAAUUCUGGGAAAAAAUGAAAAAUGUGCCGCUUUUUUGGGAACAGAACAACAAGCACAAGUGCGUUAUUAUUUUCCAGACGUAGAGUUCAACGCGCAAAACAGAAAUGGGAAAACGUUGUUGAAAGAAGAUUUUCUGCAACUUUGAGUGGCUGAAUAGAUUGAAGGAAAAGUGCAGGAGUGGUGAUGGACACAACAUUGAAUAAAUAAGAAGUUUUCAGUUCUUAAGAUACAUCCCUUUCAAAGAUUUUCUCCUAAUCCUGAGAAUAAUCUGAAACACGUGUUCUUAUCCUGGUUUCAAUACCACUAAACGGAUUAGCAAUGACCGACAAUACGCAUAAACGAGGACAUACGUACACUUUGUUUCUUUUUCACUAAUAAUUCAUACCUUACACACUGAAAAGUUCCGAGAAUAAUUUUCUCACGCCUUUUUCCACGUAGUCUUCCCUGUCCAAAGCGGUAGUAAAGAAAUAGAAUACAAUAAUGGUUGUGAGUAAGCCUAUUCUUCUUUUCCCAAAAAAUGAAUAAUAUUUUCAAAAAAAUUAAAUAAACUUGAUUAAGACGUGAGAAUCAAGAAAACAAGUUGUACAAAAGGCAAGAAAAACACGCUUUAGUGGCAGUAAGUAUUGAAAGGGAAAUUAAAGAAGAAUUUCAUGAUUUCUUAGUGAUCUGUGAAAUGAGUAAGGUUUCCCACUAAAAAAUCUGUUUUUAAACGUUCCUUGGCUUUAAGACACCACUUCAAAGGAAAGAAAGUGCAUUCAAUCUAAGAAUCGGAUUGUUUUUCUUCCAGAUUGUUUGCAACUCACACACCAUACACCGCGUGCCAACCGACAUAAAAAACAACGUGCUUCGCAUCAAAAUCACCGAUAAAAUGGAAGGGAAUUGUGUGCUCACUGCCUUUUCCUCAGACCCAAGUUCAGACGUGAUGCUAUUCAGAGUCCAGAAUUACUGUGAGGUUUGUCAGGUGUUUUUUUGGCCAUUUUUUAUGUGUUUUUGUGGUCGACGUGGGUACGCCUGAGUUCUCGGGGAAAGCUGACAAAGGAGAGUGAGCAUGAAUAAGUCAGAUUGGUGGAAAAAGCGGCUGGAAGUCCGCCGAAUGAGAAAAGAGAAACGAGGGACGAGAAAAAAGAAAACAAGGGGCUUUCAGGACUGCAAGGUGAAAGUGUCAAAGGUUUCGAAUGGAAUGAGCAAGGAACUCGGCAGCAACGACGUCAUCGAACCUGGAGACGAAGUGGAACUGGAAUUUGCAGGACACUCGGAGGCGAUUGUUUUUUACAGAGCCAUGGACGAACGUCUCAAUUAUAUAACUUUGGUCAGAAACUCAAGAUCACACUUUUAAUGUUUUUUGUUUUAGAGAAACGAUUACAUGACUCACGAAUACCAAGACUAUCUCAUAUUUGCGAAACAGACAUUUGGGGCAAAAGUGGUCAACCUGGUGGAUGAGGAUGGGGUUGAGAAAGCAAUAAGUGAGUAGGAUUGCAAAAAAACCUCAGAACGAACGCGAAAACCAAUUUCAGAAGAAGUCUGCACGGCGGCAGGCUAUCUGCUCCGCUUUAAUUGUGAACAAGGACAGCGUUCGACGUCUCUUGUAUCCGAAAAGUGCCUCAAACACGUAUUGAAUCGCUGCUAUAAAAACUCAACGGGCAAGUCAAAUUUUGAAAGGGCCGACAGCGACAUUACUCUUUCACUUUUCAGCUACAGUGUUGCCCAUAAUGACGCCGUACUUGGAGCGAAAAACGCAAAUGAACACGGCGAGCUCGACUAACUGGUUAGAGAACUUCAACCUUUUCCGUCCGAAGAUUCCCAAAGCCCCGCUUGCUCUCUUCGUGAAACCGUGUGUUUUCCCGCAUGUAUAUUUAAUUCUUAACUUUAGUUCCAUUCCGCUCUUUUUCUUUCUGACAUAAGUUUAGUUGUAUAACACUAGGAAAGAAGCGUUUACCGUUUGUAAAAGUUGUACGUGUUCAGCGAGUUCCACGACCCAGGAGUUGUGAAGCAGAAACCAAAAGUUCGGCAGCAUUUCCCGGAAACCUGGCUGUUUGAUGCCAUUGUCUUGGAGUAAUUUAGCAACCAUAGUUUCAAGAAAACAUAGAGAGUGACUUUUAGAAGAAACGGAACCAAAAAAGUGAGAGCAACCUCACCGGAUAAUGUCGGACAAUGGGCUCUUAAUAGCGCUUAUUGGUGGCAUGGACGGGUCUCACUCUUUCCGGGCCAGACAAGAUACAUUCAGACAAGCAAACCAAUAUUCUUAGAGGUAAGAAGUCGUUAUAUAAAUAAAUGAAUGUCCAAUGAAAACCAUAUAAUUCAGGUUGACAUGCCCAGAAAUGUCUAUGUGAACGAGACAAUCAGUCCACUUUUAACUGUUACCGGAAUUGAUCUCAAAAAAUCUCGAGAAACAUUUGUGAUUUGUCUAUCAGAGCUGCCCAGAAAAGUUUGUGCGGACCAAGGGGCCAACGGAAAUAAAGGAGACAAGUACUACAUGAAAGUGGAGAUGACGAGAAACUCACCGAUUCAAAGCAAAUACCUCAUGAUGAAAUUCCUUUCGCCUGGUUUGGUUAACAUGACGGUUACCCUUCGAACGUACGUUGAUCAGGGCCUUGUUCGUUGUGCCCGUAGCCAAGCGUGAAGCCCGGCGGUAGCCGGGGGUCAGGCUUGUGAAUAAGUAAAUAAAUAAACAAAUGUUCAGUGAAAACUGCGAAACGGGCAAGAUUUUGGACGCCGUGCGGAAACAAAUUGAGAUCCAGGUGUCUUCAGUAACAAGAUGUAAAUAAAUAAAACUUGUGAGAGUUACAGAAACGCGCGGACACCGAAGAAUACUACGAACGUCAUAUUCUGAACCCCAGCAAACCAUUGGUGACGGCGAUGAAUGAUGAUCCGGGGUCAACGAGCAGCAAGGACACGAAGAUGAUAAGUGAGUCCGAACAGGAAAACAAAAUUGGAGAUGAGAGGACAUAUUUGCAGCGUUCUCCGAUCAACACUCUUCUUCCGACACUACGGACACCAUCAACACUCUGAUCACUUCCAACGUUCCGGACACUGAGACAGUUUUCUCUUUUAGUAUCACUUUGUCAAGUACAAACAGUCAACAAAUUCAGACGAUAAUUCGAAAAGUUUUCAGAGUUUUUGCCAAUAACAGAAAGAGUUGUCACUAUGUCAAUGGGUACACGUUUCAAGAGAAAUGGUCAGAGAAUUCUGACUUCAGUAAUCAAAGAGCUUUCCGUCGUUCUCUACAAAUUCAAAAAGCUGAAACUCUCCGGCUAUACUUCUUAUCAAAUGGAAGCUGAAAUUAAUGAUUGUACAGUUCCUCUAUCAAAAAAAACACAAAGUAUUUUUUUCAGUGAUCAACGAAAUGAUGCAGUUCUCGAAUUGCACUUCCCGGAAAGAACCGUGCGGUUACUAUGAGUUUGGAAGACCGCAAGCGUCAUCAGAUAUAUCGAUUUUGUAUGUGUUUCUAACCUGCAUGAAUGAAAUCAAUAUCUUUCUCACAGAUUGACAAGUAUCGCUACAAGCCUGUUAUGCGAAGCAGACGUCGAAGAGAGCCGAGUACUUGGAUCACUAAAAACCAUCACCGCCUACAUUCCAAAACUAGGAAGAAAAGAUUUCAACGAAGACCUCAGUGACAUCAUAGACGUCGAAAACGCAGAGGAUAAAAAAUACCUCCUUGUCUCUUUCAUGUAUCAAGUUUCACGAGACUGCGCUAGUUAUAGAGGCGGAGUGAAAGAUAUGGUGGGUAAAAGUAAACACGUAAAACGAAAAUAGGUGUUUUUCAGUCAAAGUCGUUUGGGAAGUUGCAUAAAUACUUUUAUGAGUUGGACGAGUCAAAUGUGAAAGAUGGAAGAACAGCAAGUGCCAUUGCAUUCAUGGCGACGAAUGCCACUGCGGAACUUAUGAGAAGUGACCUUCUGUCUAAAAUUGAUAGUAAUCUAUCCUUUUGAAAGCUUAAAUCCAACAAUCUUCAAUAUUCAGAAGAACAUCCUCCGUAUUGGAAAUGCAAUGGAAUUGAACUUAAUCGAGUUGGAAAGUCGAAACAAGCAAGCGAGUCGUUCAGAAGACGACGAGAGGUGAGAACAACAGCGAAACCGACGCCCGGAACUUGAAAACAAAGCAAAAAUAGAUUAACUGAAGACGCAAAGUGGGAGGUUCUUUUCCCCUCUCGCCCUUUCCAUUAAGUUUCUCCAAUAAAAACAAUUAGGCACACUAGAGCUUUCUCGGAUAUGCAAAUAAUGCGGACCAUCUUUGGUCCCUGAAAAACGAAUUUAUUGCAGAGCUGCCAAGUGAUGGUGAAUAGCUUUGCUCUUUCUGCUAUUGUGACCGCCUACGCCGAAGGCACCGAAGUUGACUGGGACCGCCUCGCCGAUUGGAUUUCAGAACAACAGAGCAGCGAUGGAUCCUACGGAAGCCCAUUAACCACAUUAGUAGCAACUAGGUCUUUGUAUGAGAAACGACGUCGCAAUGUGGAAAUUGAGUACAAUGACAACCUUGAAGUAAUAACCAAAAAAUAAGCAUUUGUGAAAGUUUCUAGAAUCUGUUUUCAGGUAACAGUUCGAUGCAAAGGGUGCACUGAAAAGCAUGUGAACGUUACUGAAAGUCCUAUCGAAAUUCACGUAGGCCUUGUCGAUUCUCAGAUUCAAAUGUUCGGAUCCAGUUUCAGAUUCCCAACAACAUUCACUAUGUCACGCUCAUAACAAAAGGCCGCGGAAAAGCUGUCGUUGCCGCCCGGAUAGUGGCGACUAAGAGGCCAAGACCGAAAAGAGGACUCACACAGGAUGAUUACUAUCCUGUGCACUUGGCCAUUGAUCAGAAAGUUCAAGAUAAUUUUGUGCAUCAAACGGUGUGCUUCAAGUGAGAAUUUAAGAAUAUUUAAGAACUUUGGGGAGAUCUUCAAUAUUAAUGUUUCAGUGUAACUAAUCCUACCAUCAAAACGCUUGACAUCUUUCAUGGAACUUACACCCUUUUCUCAGCAACACCAGAUCAGCUUUAUUUCUUGGUAUGCGACAGCAUGAUAUUAUUUUGCAAACAUAUUUCAGAAUGAUUCGUAUACCCCUAUCAAUCCGACGACGUCAGCUCUCGGUCUUCAUUUCAUUAUCACUGGUAUCGCAACAAAUCAAACACUUUGCUACAAAGUAGCCCUAAGUGAAUCAAAGGGAGGAAACAAUAUACCUAACAAGUCAGCUCCCGUGCCGAUUCGGGCGACACAUCCCGUGCAAGGUACACUCACGUCUUUACUGCUUAAAAACGCAAAAAAGUUUUAGGAUUAGUGGGAAUGCUUCUGAUUGCCCAUCCUGAUGUUCCAAAGUCGGACGCUGUGGUUCGACGGCGACGUCAUCAUCAUCAUACUCGCACAAGAUUCGUCAGAAGAAUCAUUGACGAGUCCGCCGUGGAUACGGUCUGCUACGACGGAGGUUUGUAUGAAGUUCUCUACAAUUUUCUGAAGUUUCAACUUUAGGAGAGUGUUCUUGUGCAGAAACAACAUGCAGUGUCAAGUGCAAGACGUGUCAAUUGGAUACUCCCGAACAACUCAGAGAGUUGUUAUCAACAGAUGGAUUCUUCGGUAUCACUCAUUCCCAGUUUGGUUUCCGUACCUAGUCUACUUCAGGUAUUCGGUUCGAAUUGAAUGCCAUCGCAAGUUCUGUAAUGAACGGAGCAAACUACACAAUCUACGACGGUACUGUAAAGGACAGUAACGGCCUGGGAUCAGGCGCAUUUGAACUUUCAAGUAAGUUUCAAGUGAAAACAAAAAGACUAGAUCCUUGAACAUCAGAAAAAGUGAGAGUUUGGCUGCGAUCUUGUAACGUCGGUUGUGCACCAGAAGAAAAGAUAUUGAAGCGAGACUAUUACGUAUUGGGACAUGAGGAUGGUCUCAAUUCGGAUUCUUAUGGAAGGUAUUUUUAAACUGAAUUAUUACAAAAAUAAGCAUACAUUUUCAGACAAAACUACAUUCUCAAUCACAUGGAUCGAUUCGAAGAGAGUUCUUACGCGUGUCAAAACUUGAACUCAGCAAUAACAAUCAGAUACUGA